AUGGCUUCGAAACGAAUCACCAAAGAGCUCGUGGAUUUACAAAAAGAUCCGCCAACCUCUUGCUCGGCCGGUCCACGGUCCGAGGACGAUAUUUUCCACUGGGACGCCACCAUCAUUGGCCCAGCGGAUAGUCCUUACCAAGGCGGUCUCUUCUUCGUCGCGAUCCACUUCCCUCCGGAUUACCCGUUCAAACCUCCCAAGGUGAAUUUCAAGACAAAAGUGUACCAUCCGAACGUGAACUCGCACGGGAGCAUUUGUUUGGACAUUUUGAAAGAGCAGUGGUCGCCGGCGUUGACGAUUUCGAAGGUUUUGUUGUCUAUUUGUUCGCUGCUGUGCGAUCCGAACCCGGACGAUCCUUUAGUGCCGGAAAUCGCGCACAUUUACAAGACGGAUCGACCGAGGUACGAGGAUUUGGCGAGGGAGUGGACGAGGAAAUACGCGACGCUCUGA
Molecule: messenger RNA, 450 nt
Organism: Bathycoccus prasinos
Lineage: Eukaryota; Viridiplantae; Chlorophyta; Mamiellophyceae; Mamiellales; Bathycoccaceae
Exons: 2
Coding region: 1-450 (149 amino acids)
Biological process (GO): protein polyubiquitination
Cellular component (GO): nucleus
Molecular function (GO): ubiquitin conjugating enzyme activity
Source: RefSeq, a predicted model, not a curated record